Messenger RNA from Brachypodium distachyon (stiff brome), 1774 nucleotides. Its product is annotated as L-2-hydroxyglutarate dehydrogenase, mitochondrial. The transcript has 5 exons. Gene Ontology annotation, cellular component: mitochondrion. The record is from RefSeq and is a predicted model, not a curated record. Gene Ontology annotation, molecular function: (S)-2-hydroxy-acid oxidase activity; (S)-2-hydroxyglutarate dehydrogenase activity. Lineage: Eukaryota; Viridiplantae; Streptophyta; Magnoliopsida; Poales; Poaceae. The coding region runs from base 242 to 1489 and encodes 415 amino acids.
GCAUCCGUUUGCCACCAUUGAUACCAACCAAAUUAGCUGCAGAGAAACGAAGGACAAACAAAAGAGCAUCCGUUUUGGAGUGGGUGAAGAACUGAAGUUGGAAAGGUGCUGCUGAUAACACAAAUCGCUCUAGGCUCGGGAGCUUGGCGCGGCCGUGUGUCACUGGUGUCUGGUGCCACCGGGCCAAAGGUUGGACACCCCAGCUCCUCUUCCCGAACCCGGGCCGAGCGAGCGAGCUCCGAUGUUUCCGCUGCGGGGCCUGGCGGGGUCCUGCCGCCGGCGAGGUCUCGCCCGGUUUGCCGCUGGAGUGCCCCGGGAGGCGGUGGACGCGGUCGUGGUUGGCGCCGGCGCGGUCGGCCUCGCGGUGGCGCGCGCGCUGGCCAUGGCCGGGCGCGAGGUUCUGGUGGUCGAGGCCGCCUCCAGCUUCGGCACCGGCACCAGCUCCCGCAACAGCGAGGUCAUCCACGCCGGGAUCUACUACCCUCCCGGCAGCCUGAAGGCUAGUCUUUGUGUAAGAGGAAGGGAAAUGCUCUACAAGUAUUGUGCAGAACGAGAAAUCCCCCAUAAACGGCUCGGUAAACUUAUUGUUGCUACUGGUGCUGCAGAGACUGCAAAGCUGGACAUGCUCCUCAGGACUGCUAAAGAAAAUGGGGUGGAUGAUCUUCAGAUGAUGGAGGGUUCUCAGGCUAUGGAGAUGGAACCUGAACUUCGUUGUCUAAAAGCUUUACUAUCACCUAGUACUGGGAUUAUUGACUCCCAUUCAUUCAUGCUCUCCCUUUUGGCUGAUUCUGAAAAUUUAGGAACUACCAUAUCAUAUAACACGGCAGUUAUCAGUGGGCAUGUGGGAGAAGGAUUAGAGCUUCAUAUUUCUGAAAGCAAAGAGCUGGAGAAAAGUUCUGUGGGUUCUCCUGUAUCCCCACAGAUUGUUUUGCUUCCAAAACUUCUGAUAAACUCAGCAGGUUUGAGUGCAGUUCCACUCGCUACGAGAUUUCAUGGCCUUGACCAAGCAUUUGUGCCCCCUGCUUAUUAUGCCUGUGGGUGUUACUUUACCCUCUCCCAAACCAAGAGUCCUUUCAGCCACUUAAUAUACCCUCUACCAGAGGAUGGUGGCAUAGGGGUCCAUGUCACGCUAGACUUGAAUGGCCUAGUUAGAUUUGGACCGGAUGUUGAAUGGUUAGAUGGUGGAAUGGGUGAUAUGUCAUGCUUCCUGAAUAGGUUUGAUUACUCAGUUAACCCUUCCCGAUGUUCGAGAUUUUACCCUGUGAUAAGGAAGUAUUUUCCAAAUCUGAAGGAUGGGUCUUUGGAACCUGGUUAUUCUGGGAUACGACCAAAGCUUUCUGGUCCAGGACAGCGUCCUUCCGAUUUUGUUAUUCAGGGGGAGGAUAUCCAUGGUGUUCCUGGGCUGGUUAACUUGUUUGGAAUAGAAUCACCUGGCUUGACGUCAAGCUUGGCGAUUGCAGAAUACAUUGUUUCAAGAUACUUGAGAUGAGAGGCCAUUCUCAAGGGAAUGCUGCUUCAUGCACUGCAACAGGGGGAACCCAAGAUGUCUGGAGGCUUUGAUCAUCGUGAUUGAAAAAUCUUAGAACUGCUGGAUGUGAACUUAACGGUUGUAUGGCAAUGGAUAGAGGAGUGAAAGUUUUAUUCGAACAUACUUAAAGCAUGCCUAGCUCAAAAGCUUUUCGAGGGAUGAGGAUUUUGUUGUUUAUUUUCCUUUAUCUCUUUUUUUUGCGGGUAAUUUUCCUUUAUCCCUUUAACGAGCUGUCUUUGCCUGUGA